AUGGGCGACAAUGCCGUUGAGGAGGGCAACAUCGGAACCAUGGACAUCCACGGCCGGCCCCGUCUCAAGGUGUGGACAAGGCUGGCGGAAACAGCCAAGGCUGGAGACAUGAAGAUCGUCCUGCAGGACAUCGUGGACUGGCAAGCAGGAGAGGAGUUGAUGGUGGCCGCGACAGAGAUCCCACACAAGCACUUCGACGGCAACGGCUUGCAUGGAGCGCCGCCAGUGGACUUCCAGAACGAGCGCGUGUUCAUCCGAAGCGUGGCCUCCGACAUGAAGACCAUCUAUCUCACGGCGCCCCUGGAGUUCCAGCACAUCUCCACCUUCUUCGUCCGGCCCCUGGACGACGAGUACAUCGACUUGUCGGCCGAGGUCGCAUUGCUGUCGCGAAACGUGAAGAUUCAGGGUGAUCCGACAUCCGAGCUUGACCAGUGGGGUGGCCAUACGCAGGUGGCGUUUGGCGGCAUCUACCGCAUCGAGAAUGCUGAGUUUUACCGCAUGGGUCAGACCGGCGAGAUGUCGCGGUACCCGAUCCACUUCCACAUCACCCAGGACUACGGCCAGUUCUGCUAUGCCAAGUACAACUCCAUCCAUCACAGUUUCCAGCGUGCGGUGGCCGUGCACAGCACCAACUACGUGCUGGUGAAGGGCAAUGUGGCCUUCGACAUCAUCGGGCACAUGUUCUUUAUCGAGACGGGAAUGGAGAUGCACAACGUGUUGGAAGGUAACCUCGCAGUCGGUGCGAUUCCCCUCUUGUCCGGCAUGCUGGAAAGCGAUCAGGAGCCGGCAGGAUUCUGGACAGCGGCCAUGAACAACGUCUGGAGAGACAACGUGGCGGUGACUGGAUCUGACGGUUGGUAUUUCCAGCUGCCCGGCACGCCCAUCUCGCACAACAUGGACAUCUACAAGAACACCAUCUGUCCCGUUGGCGACCGCAUUGGUGAGUGGACUCGCAAUCGCUGCCACCACUUGCCAGGCAGCUGCAUCCGGGUCUACUUGACCUGGUUUCCGCGCAAGGAGCCAUGCAACUCUGCUUCCGAUGAGAAUCCCCAGAUCCUGUUCAACACGACAUGUUGGGAAGUCGGAAAGGCUUGCUUCAACGCCAUGAAGAUGGGUUCCGUCCACAACCACCACAUGACAUCCGUGGAGGCGAAGUCGCAAGACAUGUUCAUUGUGAAGUUCAAGCGUGCAGCAGCCGUGACUCAUGGUGGCAAGUACGAGACGGACUUCGUGAACAUCCCUCACAUCAAGGAUUCUGUGUUUGCGGCCGUGAUGCCGCAGAAUCUCCACAAAAAGUCCUCGAGUCAGGGCCAGUCCAUUUCGUUGCCCCAGAACGAGCAGUUCUACACGGCCGACUCCAUGUGGGUGAACUUGGGUGAGACGCCGGUCUUCAAGGGCUGCACCAAGUGCUGGUCCCUUGCCAAGUGGCGCCAGGGCGUCCACACAUACAGAUCCGAGGGUCUCAGCUUCAUCAACGUGACCAAGAGAAUCAACGUCCACAAGAAGGAAGUCUACUGGGACUUCGAUGGCACCCUCACGGGCACGCCCAAGUCCUACACGACCUGGGCUGACGCGUUCAACCUGGGCCAUCCUGGUUGCAAGUAUACCCACGUCAACCUGAACGUCACGGACGAUGGCGGCUUGGAAGAAACAACUUGGUACAGCGACACGGACAUGUGGACAGACGACCCCUCCAUCUUCAAAGCCACCCUUGACUUCCAGCAUCGGCUUCGAAACAACACCUACAUGACCUGCACCACGCCCAUCCGGAAGCUGAACAUCGCAUGGCCCGAGCCGCAGGAGGUUCACCUUCGCGAGCUGAUCGUGACCAAUUUGGACACAGGGCUCUUCUUCGCCCACGAAUACGAGAAGCUUGAGCUGUGGGGCUGGGCAUUCCCAGUUGUUGCAAACCAGCGCCUCGCUAUUCGGCCGAACUUCCUCGGCAUGGACUUGACGCAGGCCGGCCUCCGCUACUCCUUCAGCGAUCUGCUCGCGGCCAAGCAGCAGGAUGCGCUGAAGAACAAACAGGUCGCAGAGCCCGAGUGGCUGCAGCUCCAGGUGGACUUCUGGAUGGACUACCAUCAUGUGAAGCUGAAGAACCCCUACUCCUGGUACGUGGGAGUCCGGCAUGGCGAGACGGCGGAACUGCAAGCGCAGAGCUUCGAGGAGUACAGGCCCUACCUCACGCAGCCCGACCCACUGGAGCAGCCGGAAAACCUGCCAUCCAUGACUCACGGCAUGAAGGACCCGAAGAGCUGGGCCAUGAACUUCCGCUUCCCUCUCCCGGCCGGAGGGCCAUCGUGGGAGCAGGAGCCCAUGAGCGCCCACUUCGAGGCGCGCAAGUGCCCGGAUGAGGGAUGCUUGCAGGGUCUUCCGGACCGGCAGCAGAACUGGUCGCACUACAUCCUGUGGAGCGAGAAGUUUGGUGAUGCUACCAGCGAGGUGGUGGAGAUCAAGAAAGAGGACUGGAUCAUGAUGGACCUGCCGGACGUACGUGUCAAGAACCUCACGAUCUACGGCAAGCUGUCUUUCGACGACAGUGAAGAUCGCUAUUUCGUCACAGACAACAUCCUGGUUUGGGGAACGCUGGAGAUCGGUACUAAAGACAAGCCUUUCGGUGCUGAGACGGGGAAGACAACGACGAUCGUGCUUCGUGGAUAUGUCUUGAACACGGAGGACUACGUCUACGUGGAGGAGCAGAGCCUUUGGGGCAAGGUGAUCGCCGUGCCGGGCACUUUCCAAACCUAUGGCGCUCCCAUCGACGAGACCUGGCUUCGCCUGGCAAUGACGAUCGGCGAGAACGACGAGUCCGCAUGCGUUUGGAACACUACCGGGCCCCUGGAGUGGCCGGCCGGUGCCCUUGUGGGCUUUUCGCCGACGGAGUUCGACAAUCCCUGGGAUCGCACGGUGUCUCGCACUCUCACAGAAGCUCCUGAAUACGAUGAAGAGAAUGGGUGCUACAGGCUUCGCUUUUCAGGCAGCCUGGGUGAGCGACGCUUCGCUGACGACAUCGAAGUCGGUGGCGGCAAGAAGGUCUCGCUGCGGGGCAUCGUCACCCGCCUUGACCGAACGGUCAUCAUCGAGUCGCGUGAGAUUGAUGGCACUGGCGGCAGCGCCUAUGGAGGUCACAUCGAAGUCUUCGACGUGGCUCUGGGCGAUCUGGCUGGCAGCAGUAUGGUGGGUGAAUGCGCCUUCCAGUACACCCGCUUCAACAACCUGGGAAAAGGAGCCCUCUCAGCUGCAGUCAAGAUCACCUAUGCCUCCAACUUCGAGCCUCCCCCGGUGCUCAUCUUCCACGGCAACUCGUGGACGGAUUCGGUCGAGUAUGCUCUCCACUUGGAGUCCUCGAACUCGCCAGUCCUCAUCACCAACAACGUGAUGUUCCGCUCAAUGAAUGGCGGCAUCUUCUCUCAGAAGGGAUCCGCUGCCGUGCAGAUCAAGGAUAAUGCCAUCAUUGGUCUCAAGCUGGCAGACACGGCUCCGCGAAUGACGCUGCAAUCGGAGACGGAUGUGGUUGUGCCACAGUACGCUGGGAUUCGCUUGGAUCAGCUGCCCGUGCGGAUGAUUGGCAAUAUCGUUGCUGGCUCCAGGGAUAUGGGCUACCUGACCCCAGCCGAGCCUUGUCCUCCUCGGGCGAUGUUUAACAACGAGGCCACGGCGGUGAUCGUGGGAGCCUUCCUUCUCACACAUCGCGGUGGGUCCUGCAUGACUUUCAACCUCUUCAAGGUGUGGAAAGCGGCACAUGCUGGCGUCUACCUGUCUGACACGACGCCGUCCAGAACCAUCUUGACAAAUAUUGUUGUGUCGGACUCCCACAUUGGCAUUCUGCCUUACCUCUCGAUCGGCUCCGCCUUCAGGCGCGUUUACGUGCACAACUCGACGUUGAUCGGCACAUCGCCUGCUGGCACCAACUGUGAGAAGUCCAAUUUCUGCCGCACUCAGACCGUCAGCGACCCAUACAUGGACACUUGCAGCUCCAUGUACAACAACAUCGGUUUGCGACGCGUAGGGUUUGUGGCUCCCAUCCGGACGAACAACAAGAAGAGUUGCUGGGAGACCAUGGAGUAUUCAGCCUGUCGGCUCAUGUCCACAGCGCAGCCGAAGCUGAAUGGUUGCCACCAGGCGUGGGAGAAGGACAUCCACAUGCAGAAGGGCUUGGGUUGGGUCUUCUUCGAAGACACCCAUUUCGCUUACUGGAAGUCUGACGACUGUGGCUACACGGAUCGUGCGAUCGCACCGAACAUGUUUGCAGCCGAGGUCAGCUUUCCGAUCUCCUUCACAAGAACGACCUGGUACGAGUCCGACAACGAUGCAAAGUUUGAGCUCAGCACGGAGAAGCUGGACGAUGCCUAUGGGGGCCGAGUCAGUCCUUGCAAGAGCACAGGAGGUGGCUGCAUGGGUCUGGAUCAACUCUUGCUCCAGGACAUGGAUGGAAGCCUUACAGGAAUUGCGAAUGCCACCAAUGCGACCAUCCUCCCACUUACGCCACGAACGGAGAUCGUGUGGGCAUCGCAGUGCAAUGCCUCACUCGGGGACACGUCCAUCGGUGCGCAGGCCUGCCCAAACAUGCUGGUUGACUUGCUCGAGAUGACCAACCUGGAUAGGGGUGCGAAAGACAUCAAGUUCGGUCCGCUGGUGUUGACCCCCGACGAGGAGGAGGACAACGGCUUCAACAAAGGAGUCCUCAGCAGUGUCGGUCCUUUCUAUGCCUCCUGCCCCUGUGGUUGGGAUUUCUCCUUCUACCACAUCUUGAUCAAGCCCGACUCGACCUACUACAUGGAAGUCAUGUCUCUGCCCGAGAACUUCAAGCUCCGGUACUGGAAUCCCAGGCCAGAGGCCUCUGUGUUGUUGGAGAUCUUCUACCCAGACUCUCGCGGCGUGAACGUCUUCGUAGGAGGGUCCAAGAAGCCCGACAUGGCGUUGAAGUUGGGUCGAAAGCCCACGCUGGAGGAUGAGCACGGCGCCCAUGUGGUCGAUGCUCAAGCACUACGUCUGUAUGUGACCAUGCGGGGUUCACCCGAAGGCUUUGCAGCCCGGAAGGAUCUCGUCAUCCGGCGCACACCCACGGUGAAGCUCAAGAUGAACAUCGAGAUCAGUAUCGUCGAGUUCAAUGGCCCACAGUUCCAGACGAACUUGGCGAUCCUGCUUGGAAUUCCGCCCGAGCGUAUCUCUGUGGCAUCUGUGGCAGCCCGGCGUCGGCUGAAGCUGGUGCACACCACUGUGGACGACUCUGAUGCGUCAGUGUGCACGGCGGAGGGGAUCUGCAAGACGCCAGGCCGACGUCUUGCCGCCGUGGACCUCACGGAUCUGGACAUCUCCAUCGAACCCUCUAAGGAUGCUGCCGCAGCAGCUUCGGGAGGAGACGCAGAAAGUCAAGGCGCUGAGGCGCUGAACGCCCAGGCAGGAGAGCUUGGCGAGGUCUCUUCGAAUCUUCAGUCUUUGGCUUCGGGCUCCGAGCUGGCGGCUGCAGCCGGCGGCGAGGUCACUGUUAGCGACCUCGAAGUUCCCGAGAUUCCCGAUGAGGCAAACAAUGAGGAGGUGCCCAGCGCCGAUGAAGUCGCCGAAGUCGAGAUCGUGGACGUCACCGCCACGGCUGCCUCGUCUGCUGCUGCAGAAGUGUCAGCCGAGGCUGGUUGCUCCGCGGCCUUCGGCGUUGCGGUCACUGUUGGGCUCACCAGCGGCAUUGCCUACACUCAGGCAGAUCUGGAACACGAGGGAACUUCCACGGCGCUGUGCAGCAGCAUCAACGCGGGCUACGCUGGCGAUAUUGCACUUUCGUGCGUCGCCGGCGUCCUGAAGGGCAACGUGGCGGCUUGCCAGCCCGUGGGCUGUGCCGAUCCGGUGGACGUGACGGUGGGAACAGCUACGGCAUCUGUCAGCCCACCGGCCAACAUGGCCUCCGGCAUUGUCUCCUCAGUGGAGUGCAGCACCGUGAACUCCUCGUACACUGGCAACUUCGAGCUGAGCUGCUCUAUGGGAACUCUCUCCUACGAUGUUUCGACCUGCAGUCCCGGUUGUGCCCCUGAGCAGAGCGUGGCCAUCACAGUUGCAGGGACAUCAGUGCCAUGGAGUCCUUCCGUGGUGAUGGCUUCCGGAUCCUCUGAUACCACGUCUUGCGAGCCAAUCAACAGCGGAUAUGCUGGAACAAUCCAGAUCAGUUGCUUCUUCGGCGUCCUCACCGCCAACCCCUCUGGGUGCAGUCCGAAACCGUGUGCCCAAGGGGAUCAACUGGAUGUGACAUUGGAUGGAGCUACGAGCGCCAUUACUCUGGGCCGCGAAGUGAAGUCCGGAACAUCCACAACAGCUUUCUGUUCGGACGUGAAUAGCGCUUGGGGCAACAGCUUCACUCUCAGCUGCAACCUGGGUACACUGAGCUUCGAUGUCUCCAACUGCCAAGCCGCAUGCACCACCUCGGCAACCAUGGACGUCACACUUGCGGACAGCACAGUCUCAGUGAGCCCAACCGCCACCCUGCUUAGUGGAGAGACAGAGUUCAACAUCCCGUGUUCGGGACUGCAUUCGGGCUUCACGGGCGUUUACACGCUGUCCUGCGUAACCGGCGCUCUUGCGGCGGAUACCUCCCAGUGCACGGAGCGGGGCUGCCUGGCCACCGACACGGUGGAUGUCACUGUGGGAAGCUCGACCAACCAGGUGGCGGCAUCCGAGGCCCUCAGUCAUGGAGGAUCCAUCGAACAGCUCUGUGAGGAAGUGAACACGCAGUACACCGGCACUUUGACCAUUUCGUGCUCCAAGGGAGCGGUGUCACUGGCCUCCAGCACCUGCAAUGUGAAGCCCUGCGAGCCCUGGGACUUCGUGGCCGCCACUCUACAGGGGGCUUCGGGCCUUCUCUACCCGAAAGAUCAGAUCCCCAGCGGGUCCACAGGUACAGGGGAGUGUGGCGAUGUGAACGUGGAGUGGAGUGGCGACUUUGAGCUGGCAUGCACCCUGGGCGUUCUCCAGGCGGGAGAUUCGUCCGCUUGCAGGAGGACAUGCUCGUCCUAUGGAUCAAACACGACGGUCACCAUCGAUGGCAGCAGUUACACAGUUUCGCCUGCCGCGCGCAUCUCGCACCUGGGCAAUGGUGUGCAGGCCUGCGGCAACGUGGUGUACGGAUAUGGCGGAGAAGUUCAGCUGAGCUGCGAUGACGGCACCUUAUCAGUGACCAGCCACAGCUGCCUGCCCGAACCUUGCCCGGCCGGCCUUCUCAUCGAGACCACCGUCUACGGUGUCUCGGGCGUGUCUCAGCUCCUUGCCGAUGUGGCACACGGUGGACAAGGGCCGGUGGAUUGCAACCUCAUCAACCCGGAGACGACGGGAACUUUCCAAGCUGCCUGUUCCGCCAAGUCUCUUUCCCUGGUGAAUGAGUCGGCAUGUACGAGGUCUUGCACGGAGACCUCGCCGGUACAGGUGAAGCUCGACGGCGACACCUUCACAGUGAUUCCAGCGCAGCUGAUCGAGCAUGGAAACAGCGCCUGGCAGAACUGCAGCACCUUCACUUCCGGAUAUAGUGGCGAGAUCCAGCUGGGCUGCAACGACAACGUGACACAGGUGGCCAGCGAACAGUGCAUUCCGAACCCAUGCGCUGACCCGCGCGCCGACGGGGCUACGACAGUCGAUGCCUAUGACAAUUGGUACGGCGACUGCAGUGCCGUGAAUCCGAGCCUCGUGGGGCAGAUUCACUACUCCUGCAUUGGCGGGCAGAUCCGCACCAACAGCUCGGCCUGCCAAGGCCCGUGCAACCACACCCAGAACUCGUCGGAGGAGACGCUUUCUGGAGGAGUGGAGAACGUCAGCUGCACCAUCUUCCUGGGCAGCCAGUGGGACGGCAUGGCCUACCUGCUGUGCACAGAUGGUGUUUCAACGGCGGACACGGCUGGCUGUGCAGAGGCCUGCUAUCCGACGGAGUCGGCGACGGUCACCGUGGUGGGAGAGAGCAACGAUGCUUCCUUCUCCGCGCGAACGAAAUCCGGCGAGACCGAGACAAUGCAGUGCUCCAGCUUGGAUUCGGCGUACCACGGCACGCUGACGCUGUCUUGCAACAAUGGCCUGUUGAGUCCCAGCCAUGCGUGCCACAAAAUGUGCACGACUUCAACAAGUGCGACUGCGGUCGUCGGCGGGCAGUCUGUCACGGUCUCGCCGGCCUCCGACAUCCUUCACCAGGGGACCCUGAACACGACCUGUGAUGGAGCAGUGUCGGGUUAUGCCAACGAUAUCGUGCUAAGCUGCAACGAGGGUGUCCUCUCAGCAGAUGCAUCGGCGUGCAAGGCGCCGUGCAGCACAGGAUCUGACGUUACCGUCAACUUCGCUGGCUCCCCGCACUCCGUGAGCCUCACAUCGCAAAUCCUGCACGGACAGACCGGCACGGAGAGCUGCAGCGAUGCUGACUCCGGCUACAUGGGGGACAUCGUCAUCCGAUGCUCCGAUGGAACGGCGACCCAGAGCUCCGAGGCCUGUACGGAGAAGCCCUGCGAGGAGGAGCUGGCCUAUCAACUAUCUGUUGCUGGGAAAUCUCUGGGCAAGGAGCUCGCAAGCGAGACGCCCCACGCUGCGACCAUCAUCGAGUCCUGUACGGAAGCCAACAAUGCCUACGACGGCAUCAUCACUGUGACUUGCAUCCGCGGCGGCCUCACCGCCGACCCGUCUGCUUGCGUCCCUGCUUGUCUCACGUCCUACACGACCGAGCUGUCUCUGGCAUCCACCAACUACACGGUGAGCCCGUUGAACCGCACCGCAGAGGGUGGCAACGAGACGCAGCAGUGCUCUGCAUUGGGUCCCGAGCACGGGGGGACAUUCACGGUCUCUUGCAGUUCUGGCGUCGUGAGUGCCACUAGCAACUGCAUGGUGGGAUGCAGCUCCACUGUUCUUGAUCAGGUCGUGGACAUCGUGGACAGGACUGGCGGAAAGUAUCCCAACCUGACUUCUGGAGUCUAUCUCAAGUCUGGGGAGAAUACCACCAUGGACUGUCCAUCAUCCAUGUACUCCGGCAGCAUGACCUUCAGCUGCAGCAGCGGCGUGCCGACGCUGACUCACAACUGCGUGGCCCUCCCUUGCCCUGCGAAUGACACCAUCCUCCUGGAGCUCGACGGAUCGUCCUUGAAUUACAGCCUUCAGGCCGAAAAUGUCCAUGAUGAGAACACAACCGUGGAGUGCAGCUCGGUGAACCCGGAUUGGCAGCAGAAUCUGCAGGUGAUGUGCAGAUACGGCCGGCUCGAGUCCGAUGCCUCAACUUGUGCUGGCGUUCCUUGCAGUACAAGCACAUCGGCGGGAGUUUCUGUUGGGUGGCUGAAUGCAACGCUGAAUCCGGACACUGAGGUAGCUCACGCCAGUACCUGGACGGUUCUGUGCUACAGCAUCAACACCGAGUUCUCCGGAGAUAUCAAUCUGCGCUGCAAGGGCGGUACGGUUCUCGCCGAUGCCAGCUGCCAGCAAGAGGAGGUCGGCUGUCGCCCGAGCGGACAGUACGCAAGCGAGACAGCUGCGGUUGGCAACUACAGCGUGGUGCUGGGUCCAUCCACCACCGUGGCCUCUGGUGGCACAUGGGAAGUGGAUUGCGAGAGCAACACAGAGGGCAAUUACUUGGGCAAAAUCACGGUGACGUGCGGUGCUCUGGGCAGCUACACCAGUGUGGACAACCAGUGCGUGGAGAGGCAUUGCCCCGCAGGAACCUCCUUGACAGUGUCCAAAGCUGGCUACACGGGAACCGUGGUCACGUCGGCCGACAUCGCCCAUGCUGCCGUGGGGACAGCAUCCUGCACCGAUGUGGAUGAGGGCCUGCAAGGCAAUCUUGCUUUGACCUGCGACUGGGGCGUGGUGUCCGUGGACACGUCGGCAUGUGACGUCGUAUGCUUGCCGUCACGCCCUGGGCAGGCCUUCAUUGCGGGCACCCCUUUCGAUGUUGCACCACCACAGGAUAUUCUGGACGGACGCAACUUCUCCAUCCCGUGCGUGGACCUGAUGGCAGGGUACAAUGGCAAUGUCGUUGGAACAUGCAGCGGAGGCUCCGUGAAUGCGGACUCCAGCAACUGCGUGGGCAUGCCGUGCGAAGCGGGAGAGGGCUUCAGCAUCACGCUGUACGACAAGACGGAUUUGGUGAACUUGACAGCAGACUUGGCCAGCGGCGCCACCGCCACCUUUCCGUGCUCCUCAGUGAACUCCGACUACGCAGGUGACAUCUCCUUCCGCUGCCUGGCAGAUGUGCUGCGAAAGGACGUCAGCGGUUGCGUGUGCCAGGACCAGGCGUGCAGCACUGCGCCAUGCAUGGCCACAGACACUUUCUUCGUCCAGCUGACGGACACGGAGGCCUCUGUGGCCAUCGGGGAACAGGUGAGCUCGCUGCAGACCGUAUCCCGGACCUGCGAGUCAGCCGCCCCCGGCCACGAUGGCAGUUUCUCCGUCCUUUGCAGCGGAGGUGUCUUGCACCCGGAUCUGACAACGUGCACGGAGCGUGGCUGCGACGCAUCUACAGCUGCAGCUCAGUUCAGCGUGGGUGGCACUGCGGCGCAAGCCACCACAUCGCAGGCCGUGUCUCACGGCGCCAGCUUCGUUUGGGGCAGCUGCGCCUCCGUAAACCCCAGCUUUAUUGGAUCUGUGAACGCCACCUGCCACCUCGGAGAGCUUCUCGUGGAUCGAAGUGGCUGUGCGCCAAAGCCUUGUGCUGCGGGCACCAUGGCCAACUUUGCGCUGGGCGGCGGCAACGCAGAGCUUGCUGCUUCCGCCUUCAUGGAACACUUGGGCGUGGCAAGCUUCGACUGCGCCGCUGUGAACCCCGACUUCCAUGGCACCUUCGAGGCAACCUGCGCUUUUGGCAACAUCACCGGAGUCACAUCCACCUGUGUCGAGAACCCUUGCGCCAGCAGCUCGUACGUCGAGGCUGAGCUGGGUGGGACGACCUCCCAGCAGUACUCCCCGGGGGUCCUGCACGGCGCGACCUGGACGGUGCCAUGCGAGCCCAUUAAUUGGGACUACAUUGGCGACAUGCAGAUGAGCUGCUACCGUGGCCACGUGCGCGCCGACAACAGCAGCUGUAUCCUGGUGGAACUUGGAUGCCAGCCAUCAGGCCCUGGGGGCAACCUCACCGUGGGCAAUUACACCGUGGAUCUGCUCCCCGUUGUGGGCGUGUCCAAGGACGAGACCUUCCAAGUCGACUGCGGCUCGCAGACGCAGCGGAAGUAUGUCGGAGAGAUCACCGUGACCUGUGGGCGUCGUGGAAGCUAUGCCAGCGUGGAGAGCGGCUGUGAGCCACGUUCUUGUGUGGGAGGUGAAGCGCUGCUCGUGCAGUCCCAGUACGUGAACGGAUCCGUUCUGUCUUCCGACAUGGCGCACCUGCAAGCCAUCAACGUCACUUGCGAGAACGUCAGUGAGGUCCUGCGAGGCGAUGUGCAAAUAACGUGUGACUAUGGCGACUUCCAGCUCUCGCACUCGUGCUACUCCGUUUGCCUACCGUCUCGUCCAGCACAGGCGACGCUGGGCGGAAAGGUUCACGACGUCAUCACCCCGGAGGUCUUGGCCAGCGGCCGGGGCUACUUCCUUCCUUGCAAUGACUUCGUGGCGAACUACAGCGGAACGGUCAACAUCUCUUGCUUGGCCUCCGACCUGCUCGCGAAUACUUCUGACUGCAUGCCAGAUCCAUGCCAAGACGAGAUCCGCAGCAUCAGCCACGAAGGUCUGGACCUGACCGUUCGCUUGGCCGGCAGCAACCUGGGUACGGACUCUCCAACGCCCAGUGGAUACCAGGGCAUCGGCCAGUGCAGUACAUUGGACGAGAUGUUGGUCGGCACGUACAGCGUGACUUGCGAAGCUGCUGUCUACGGCCUUGACUUGAGCAACUGCUUCUUGAACAGUUGUGAGCCGCCCAGUGCUGGCCUUGCCAGCCUCGGCAGCCACGUGCAGGCCGUGAGGGUGCAGAACAAGCUCAUCGAGGGCGGCAGAGAAGCCUUCCCGUGCACGGACGUCAGUUCGGAGUUUUCCGGCGAGGGUGAGCUGGUUUGCGUCUCGGGGCGCUUGUAUGCUAGCAGCGACAACUGCAAUUGCGCCAGCUCGGCCUGUGCCGCUGCUACCUGCGACAGCAGCGUUCGCGUCGUAGCCUCGCAAGAGGGCUACACUACGGUUAUCCACGCCUCAAAGACCUUGGCUCACGGUGAGACAGAAGCUGGCUCCUGUGGCCAGGUGCUUCCGAACUCCUGGACUGGUCAGUUCGUUGGCACGUGCACAAACGGAGUGCUCAGUGUCGAUCUAACUCAGUGCCAGCCCGGCCCCUGCGUCAGCCAGACGACGGGCACGGUUCAGGUCGGCGGCAAGAACUACACCGCCACCGUUUCCGCAGAGAAGCCACAUGGCGCCGAGUGGACUGGCCUGUGCUCGGACUACGAUGCCGAGUACGAAGGUGGCGUGUCGCUGUCCUGUUCCACUGGCCUCGUCUUUGCUGACGGCAGUGGAUGUGUUGAGCGCAGCUGCACCGAGUCGCAAAGGACACUGACUUUCGAGGACGGCGUUGUGAACGUGACGAUCACCCCACUGGCUUUGGGCGUCCCGAAUCAAACGACGCCCAGUGGAUUCAGCAAUUCCUCCGUCAGCUGCAAGGCCCUCAGCUCCGUCAUCGAUGGUGCUGCUAGCGCCUCUUGCUCCAAGGGCGUGUACUCCCUGGACGCUGCAGGAUGCGUGCCGUCAGGGUGCACCGCUGACCUCACCACCGUUGCCCAGAUGGGAACAUCCGAGCUGAUACUUCCUCUCGGACAAGCGCUGGCUCAUGGAGGUUCUGCCUCCAGGCUUUGCGCAUCCGUCAUGGGAGGCUUCUCCGGAGACUUCACUGCAGCGUGCUCUUUCGGCACUGUGUCUUCGGACAGCUCAGGCUGCAGUCCAGCAGGCUGUCCAGGAGGCGGAGUGGUCAUUGUCGUUGUCGGAUCGGAAUCCUCGGUGUCCAACGUGACGCAGGACAUGCAAAGUUCCGAAUCCUACAGCAUGAACUGCUCGGACUUCGACAUGAGCUACACGGGCUCCAUCAGUGUGACCUGUGAAGCCGGCGUCAUCAAGGCUGAUGCUACCACUUGUACCCCCGUGGUCGUUGCCGGCACCGUGACGCAGGAAGUGACGGUUGUCGAGAGUGCGGUGGCUUUCGCACUGCCCGCCAUGGAGGGCGUUUCCAAGGAUGAGCUGCAGGCCGCCAUGGACACGCCGGCCACGAAGCAGGCCUACGCGAAGACGCUGCAAUCCUCCCUGGGAGUGGAGAACCUGGAGGACAUCAUCAUCCUGCUCAUCCAGGUUCUGGAGUCCGCGUCUGGCGGACGUCGUCUCCAAAGUGGCGGUGCCUUCGAAGUGAACGUCGAGUUCCAGCUUCGCACACUGGAAGCCGAUGCUGAUUCCACAGCGGGCUUGACCGAUAAGAUCGAGAAGUUGGGUGAUCCUACAUCAUCCGAGCAGCAGGCUUUUGCCUCGAGCUUGGGCCCGAACCUACAGGAGGCUGCUGCUGCGGAUCCUAGCGCUGCAGCCCUCACUCAGGCAGCCCAGGCCGUGGAGGACAAUGGAGUGCAGGUGAAGUACACCAAGAAGCCGGCCGUCAGCGUCUCCGUCAUCGUCGUGGAGGCCAACAUCACCACCAAUGCCACGGAUUUCCUGUCUCCGGAGGUGGAAGAUGAGAUCGACACGAUGGGAUUGGCCGCGGCUGUUGUUGGAGGUAUUUUGGCAGCAGGCUUCUGUGCCUUCUUGGCCGGCCUCUGCUUCGCCUACCGGGUUGUUGGCUACUGGGAGAAGAAGAAGCAGAAGGAGCUUCUGCAAGACGAGCGGGAGUCCAAUCAUGUUGCCAACAUGCCGGGCGGGUUCGAUUACGAGGAUGAGAUUGGCGAGGCUGAGACCUCAAUGCCUCGAAUGCCUCCACCAAGUACUCAGCCAUCGCGCAUGUCCUGGGAUGACGAGGAUGACAUCGCAGAUAACCACGACCCCCCGGAGGUGCAAGUGGAGCAGUCACCACCGACCCCGAACGGAAGAGCUCCGGAGAUGAU
Molecule: messenger RNA, 13994 nt
Organism: Symbiodinium sp. CCMP2592
Lineage: Eukaryota; Dinophyceae; Suessiales; Symbiodiniaceae
Source: the annotation of a GenBank genome assembly